Aspergillus uvarum CBS 121591 is the source of this 1603-nucleotide messenger RNA. RefSeq names its product GroES-like protein. The transcript has 8 exons. Bases 344 to 1363 code for a protein of 339 amino acids. Lineage: Eukaryota; Fungi; Ascomycota; Eurotiomycetes; Eurotiales; Aspergillaceae. The record is from RefSeq and is a predicted model, not a curated record. Gene Ontology annotation, molecular function: zinc ion binding; oxidoreductase activity.
GGCGGCUCUAUCACAGAGCAGAACAGGCACGCGGAAGAUUUGGAGCCAACAGCGAGCCUCCCUACAAGCCGUAUGCAGCAUUGACCGCGACAUCUCCAGCCUCUCAGACUCCUGCCACAUCUAGAUGAAUACGAGAAAUUUUUCAGGAUGUGAGGAUGGUAAUGAAUGAUAUUUGCGAAGCUUGUCUACCCCGCACAGACUUGUAGGAAGAAUAUAAAGAAGCAGUGGCACGUCGAGCGGAUAUAAUUUUCGUUCGAUGAACCCAGGUCAGAAGAAGGCCAAUCUUCAUCUACUUCACUUGUAGCUUCUGGAGAGAAAUCAGUGUUUUAUCGCGUGGGCCAAGAUGUCCCUUCCUGCAACUUUCAAGCAAGCGGUGUUCCGCUCCGCCGGAUCGCCGCUCGUCAUUGAAGAGAGCCCCCUCACACCGCCAGGCGACCGCCAGCUCCUUGUCAAGGUAGAGGCUUGUGGCGUUUGCUCGUCGGAUCGAUGGGCGCAAAAUAAUGUCAUGGGCGGCGGCUUUCCCAUCGUUCCUGGCCAUGAAAUCAUCGGGCGCGUCGCUGGUCUCGGUAGCGGCGUCUCCAACUGGAAAGUCGGGGAUCGGGUUGGCGGUGGCUGGCAUGGGGGUCAUGACGGUACCUGCAGAGCCUGUGACAAGGGCUUUUUCCAGAUGUGCUCUGCCCAACAGGUGAAUGGGGAGACUAAGAAUGGUGGCUACGCUGAAUACUGUCUCCUCAACGUCGAAGCUGCGGUCCGGGUGCCCGAGCACGUCUCCGCUGCAAAAUACGCCCCCAUCCUCUGCGCCGGUGUCACCGUCUUCAACUCCCUUCGUCAUAUGAGUAUCACACCCGGGGAGAUCGUCGCUGUGCAAGGGCUGGGCGGACUGGGCCAUCUGGCCAUUCAGUAUGCGCGGAAGAUGGGGUAUCGAGUUGUAGCCAUCUCGCGGGACUCGAAGAAGGAGAAGAUGGUCCGGGAGCUCGGCGCGCACGAGUAUAUCGACGAGAGCAAGGUGAAUGUGAGCGAGGAGUUGCAGCGGCUGGGUGGAGCCUCUUUGGUCAUGUCGACUGCACCAAAUGCGGCGAUUAUCAGUCCUUUGUUGAAGGGUUUGGGAGUUUUGGGAAAGUUGUUGAUCUUGUCGGUGCCGGGUCCGGUACCGGUGGACACCUCAAUCAUGGUCGGUAAAGGACUUUCAGUACAGGUUUGGCCGUCAGGUCAUGCAACUGACAGCGAGGAUGCUAUUGCCUUCACCGAAUUGCAGGAUAUCAACUGCAUGGUGGAGGAGUUUCCGCUGGAUGAGGCCAAUGAGGCCUAUGAUGCCAUGGUGAAAGGAACCGUCAGAUUUCGCGCAGUUUUGACGAUGAACUAGGCCCUCUACUGUAAUCCUCUGAGCGGUAACAGGAACCAGCAGGAACCAGGUGCCUGAGCCAACUUUUCCGAGUAUUCACUCUGUCUCAGCCUGGAUCCUUGUGAGUUUAAUAGUCUAUCACGCCCAGGAAGUGAAAUGCUUGCUGGGAUUGUCUUUUUAAUUCUCUAAGGCGAAAAAAUACUGCACGAGUCAGCGACAUUCUCAGAACUAGCCGUGCGUUCGCAGAAUGUUACAGACCAG